AAUAGUAGUAACAUAAAAUACAGUGUAACGAGUUUAAUCCGUUCCAAAAUUUCCGGAUUUUUACUCAUAUAGUGAAACAUAUUCAAAAAUACACAUAAUAUGUGUACACAAUUUUAAAAAUGAUGUAGCAGGCGCGCAACAUUUGUGCGCCUACGUAAAAUUGUUAAUCAUUUUUCAGAUACUAGCGAAUUUGCAAUGGAUCUAUCUAUUGUGCGAUCCAUGGAUUGAAAUUCAUGAGAAUGCGCAAGCGCGUAUUGCUUUAUUUACUUUUGGGAGCGGUGAUGGCGUUGACUAUUUUUGACGCCAAUGUUUCAAAAACAACUGUGAUCUGUGGUACAGUGUUCUAUUUUUGUAUUUUUGCAAAUAUCCUACUUUGAAACACGAUAUCUCAAUGUGAUAAAUCAUUUAGCAGUUAUCCCCUGGGGACCAAAGACGCUGUGUGGUGGCGUGCUCUCGCAUUUGAAAAUCGAGUGGCGCCAUCUUCAGUGGUCUCUAUGGAACCUUAAUUCAAACGAGUAAAAUAUUCACGGAUUCACUUCUACGCAUGCGCACUUCAUGAACUCAAACAACAGGUUAUGCAUUUAUUACAUUGAGAUAUCGUGAAUCAAACUGGGAUAACUGCUAAAUGAUUUAUCACAUUCAGAUAUCGUCUUUCAAACUAGGAUAAUUGCAAAAAUACAAAAAUUGAACACUGUACCACAGAUCACAAACGUUUCUGAAACAAUGGCGUCGAAAAUAGUCAUCGCUGGUCAUCGCCGUUCUCUAAAAUAAACAAAUAUUUACGCGCCACGCUUGCGCAUUCACUCCACUUAUAAUCACGGAUCGGAGGACAGACUCGCUUCUAAUUUGCAAAAGUUCGUCUCACUCAGCUUAUGCACUACAGACAGACCAGAUGAAGUAAACAGUGACCUGCUCAAUAUUUACUAUACGACCAUGGGUUUGAUUAUACCCAAACAACUGAGAAGGAAAUUUCACAUUAACUCAUUGGAAAAUAUAAAUAAAGAGAUGAAAUCAAUUGAAGAUUCGUUAAGGACCAGGCGAAAUAUGCCAAAGAAAAUAAUGAGAUAUUACGCCCAAAGUACUUUUUCCAUCUCUGUCAUUUCAUCUUUGAUAUAUCCUAUUCUAUAUCCAUUUAAUGCCAAAAUUUUCUUAUCAUUUGUAGUGUUUGCAGUAUUAUAUUUCCCACUUAGUACAAUAGUAUCUAAGUGCAACAAACAAGCAAUUACAAAAAGAAAAGUAAAAUUGUCGAAAUUACAAAUGAAAAAGGAGGAAAUAGUGAAUAAAAUUAUGCAUACGGAAACGUACGACGAUGCACAACUUUUAUUGGAAGAGAAUGCACCAGAAAUGUUCCGUAAUAAUACUUAUUCAUCUAGAGAGAAGGUGCCUAUGAUUCCACAUAGCUGCACAAUUUUGAAUAUAGCCGAUUAAGUUAAUAUUUCAUGUUCUGGUGAUUUGCUCAUAAAUUUAAGAUGUGACCAAAUUUUAAGACUCCAAAGGGGGAAAUUUUUGUGGUAAUUGGAAGAAGCUGGCUGCCUUAACUAUUUGGACGGAAGAGGAAAUCCGAAGAACACAGACAGGGACUGGCUUAUUGACGCGUAAUGCGGAAGCCAAAUGAAGAUGGGGAAGGAAGAAGAAGAAGAUUCGAGUAUUAGACUACAAACAUAAAUAAUGCACGAACUUAAACUUCAGAGUUAUUUGUGUUGCCUACCAAGCACUAUACAAAAUGCAUAAGAUUUUUUUUGUAUAUAUUUUAAAAAUUCACAACCUGCCAACAUUCUUAGCAAUAAGUAGAAUAUUUUUUGGCCACAGACAGAAAAACAAAAUAACAAGCGUGGAGCUGAACGAUUUCCCAUCGGAAAUCUUCCUAAUUGCAUAAGAUUUAGUAACUUUGAUAAGUUAUUUAAUGAUCUACAAUUAACUAAACAACAAAGAGAAAUCAAGUCUUUUUACAGAUGACUAUUAAUUAUUUCCAUUGGAGACAUAUGGUAGUAGCAAAGUUGAAAACAAAUCAACUAAAUGCGUUGAAUUUAUGAUUCUAGACAUGGAAUGAACUAAAUUGCAAUUAUCCAUUGAACACACGUGUUUGUUUUCAUGCCUUCCUCCACACUCGCCGUUUCAAUUUAUUCCCCUGCAAUUUCCUAGCAGACCAACUAUUAUUACUGUAUUUUACCAUUUUGA
Molecule: messenger RNA, 2178 nt
Organism: Nicrophorus vespilloides
Lineage: Eukaryota; Metazoa; Arthropoda; Insecta; Coleoptera; Silphidae
Exons: 4
Coding region: 934-1428 (164 amino acids)
Source: RefSeq, a predicted model, not a curated record